CUAAACUUUGUGACUCUUUUGGAACCUUGUGAUUUGUGACUAUUUUGGAUUUGGACGAUUUUUAACAGAACUUUACUAUGACAUACUGCUGUUCACAAUGCAACUUCACCGCCCAGUUCGAGAGUGCCCUGAGGAUGCAUCAUCAAUUGCACCACGAACCGGCCACUCUGAAUGGAUACCCUGACUCCAAACCUAAGCUUUUGACUGAAAAAUCAAACACGGUGCCUCGCGCAGCAGCAUUGGACGCCUCGUUCUCAAGCACCAAAGAAAGCAAAGGUUUCAAGUUGGCGUCACGAACGUCGUCAGCGACCCGGCUGUUGGACAAGCUGCGCUCGCGCAUCACGCGUAGCAGAAGCAGGAUCCUCUUCUCACACCCUGAGGAGAGCAGCGAGAACAACCUGAAUACUAAUGAUCAUUCAAUAUCCAGCGACUGUACAUCCAAAGCUUUGGAGUCUUCAAUGUCUAAGAGCAGUGCCAUCACCACGCCCCUUGUGGAGACCAAGGAAACCUAUGGAUGCCAUCUGUGUUCUUUUGAUGCUGAUCGCAUCACAGUCUUGGACAGGCAUCUCCUCAACGACCACAAGAUCGGCCUCGACAACCUCCUCAAGUUAGUUUUAGCUAAAACAAAAGACGGCCUAUCCGAGGAAUGCCCGAACCAAUCACUAUACGGAAUCCGACAACCAUACUACAAGGCUACAGACGAAAUCAUCGAAGAAGGCGAAUUUGUCAUAGAAACAGUAUCUCCCAAGAUCCGAAUACUGAAACAUACGUCAACUAACACAGAUAUACAGUGGAAUGACAUACCAGAUUUGAAAGACAAUUGUAGGAUGAUAACCAAAGAAUUGGAGAAGUUAAUGAAGUAUCCAGUGGAAAAAUGUGACAAGGAUGAGUUGCUAGCUAAGAUGCAGACGUUGAAUGAGUGUAUGGGGAAAUUUGUAGAUUCUACGAACACGAUCAAAAGGGUGCUGACGAAGGAAUAUGAUUCGAAGACCAGCGUCAGAGAUAGGCUGAGCACUGCUGAGCCGUUUUUCGAUUUGGGGCUAGGAGAAUUUCAAGAAUUUAUCCUACAGGACUACACAACCUUCACUGGUUAUGUGUCAUUGGCAACAAAGCCGUUGAUCCUGCCAGAAGUUGCAGUUGGUGGGAUAGGGAGGGAUUAG
Molecule: messenger RNA, 1160 nt
Organism: Ostrinia nubilalis (European corn borer)
Lineage: Eukaryota; Metazoa; Arthropoda; Insecta; Lepidoptera; Crambidae
Exons: 7
Coding region: 78-1160 (360 amino acids)
Source: RefSeq, a predicted model, not a curated record